GGGAUAGGGUGGAGAUGGGGAGACCCGGAGCCAGGUUGCAGGGGUUCCUUCCCAGCUCUGUAUAGGGAGCUGUAGGUGGCGACAUGACCAAGGCUGCUCUGCUGGGAGGUGCACCAGGUCGAUGCAGCGGGCCAGAACCGAGGCGUCAACGGACGAGGCGGGGGCGGGAGAAGGCUUGAGGAAUAACUGGCGAAGCUGGGCCCUGUGGCGAACUUGGGAGCAGUGGUGGGAGGGCCCAGGUGGAAUUCGACGACGCUGGUCAUCCUGGUGCUCUUCGUCCUGCUGGUGGGGGCCCUUGCAGCGGGGCCUGUGGCUGCUUGAAUCCGGCCUCUACCUCCUGCUGUCCCUGGGCCUGUGCCACGCUCUCUUUACCACAGGAUGCCACCUGCUGCGCUCACUCUGGCCCGUAGUGGCCGCGAUGUGGAAGCAUCUACUGCCAGCCCUGCUGCUCAUGGCCUUGAGUGCGCUGCCCGCCCUGCUUUUUGCUGCUUCCUUCCUACUGCUCCUCUCCACCCUAUUCAGCCUGCUGGGGCUGCUGAUCGGCAUGUCCCGGCCUGGACCUGUCAUCAGCCUCAAUACCAGCAUCGACCCUGGCACCAGGCCCAUCUAAGAUAAGAGAUCACCAUCUGCCCCCUAACUGCCCCCAAUCCAGCCUUGGCCUUGAACCCGUCCUCCACCCCAUCCAAUACAAGGGUCGGGCUUUGCCCCCUGCCACCGCCCCUGGCCUGACCUGUCUGCUCUGUCUAGGUUGGAUUCAGGAGUCCCGUCGCUCCCUUUCCUUCAGUUUCCUGCCUACUCUGGCCCAAUCAAACCCAGGAAUGCCCACCCUGCCCAGCCUCUAAGCCCAGGACCUAUGCUGUCUUCCUGGUCUUUUGGGUCUCAGAAGUCUUGACUUGCCUCAGUUCCCACCCAAUAACCCCAUAGCACUUUCACUGAACCCAGGAAUCCAGAGCCCUGAAUUUGAAGUCAGAACACCUUGGUUUAAACCCUCUGUUCCUUACCUGUGUGACUUUGGACAGGUCACUAUAUCUCCCUAGGCCAACCUUAUCAGUGAAAUAAGAAGGUUGGCCUAGGUGAUCUCUAACACCCCUUCCAACUCUUAAGUUGUAUGACACAAUGACCUUUUCCCUUUCCCAUGGUCUCAGCCCAUCUCAAUUCGAUUCAGGAAUUCACACCCCUCAGCUUAUGGUCCAUGGCCUCCCAUCUGAGCUAUACUCAGAAGCCUUAGCCUGGAGGGGCCAGUGAGCUCUGGGUUGGAUGGGAGAAAAGCUAUUGCUGCCAAGGCACCUUCUUCUUCCCAGAGGCAACAGUGAGGGAAAGGGAAGCUUUAAGGAGGCAUAGACAAGAUUCUGGGGCUCUAAGAAAUCUGGACAGAAUUGUGGCAUGCCAUAUCGUGUGCACAGGACCUCCCCAUUUAGAGUGAGAAGUGGCAGCAACACCUUCAGGGCCCAAUCCAGAGCCCAGUCUAGGACCCAACACUGCAGAAUUGAGUGUGAAGGGCUGUGCAUAAUAGCUAGUAUGAGAAAUGGAAUGUGAUGGCCUGGGUAAGAUAGACUGGGAUGGGGAUACAUUGGGUGGGGUGGGGAUGUUGUUUAUGAGGAAUUAGGUGUGAGGGUUUGUAUACAAUGGGAAUGGUCAUGAGGAGCCAAAUUUAAGGAACUGGCAGAACCAAGUGGAAACAUGUCCUCCUCCUGUUUCCUUUUGCCAGCCUCCAGGUUGAGGUUAUCCUCACCUCUAUUUCCUUUCCAUGGCUCUCUCUUCCGUAACUUAAUUCCCAAUGGUCUUCAAUCCCAUAGAUAUUCCAGCUUUUGCCCUCAUAUUCCCAGCCCUAUCUACACCAACUCCAAUGUAAGCUUAAACCUGAGCUCGCUCUCCUGUUGGUUACUGGGGAGAUGGAGGUAACAGAAACAAAGAUAAACACAAGAUGAAAAGGGGUGAACCUGAGCUGGGGAUGGGGGGGCAGGCAGUGAGGAGAGGGGCUAGGAGGGGAAGAUACAUACAUACAGAAUGGCUGGAUAUACCAGAUUUCACUGAGUUGCCCCAGAAAACUGAUUUUAAAAAGGCAGCUCUAAGAGGUACUCCCCCCAUGCAAGAAAAGGGAGGGAGACCCCUAGGUAUUUUCCCCCUAGUGCCUUACAUUUUCUUAGAAAUUUCAAGGUCAUGAUUACUCCAAGGCCCAGCCCUUACCAGAAUAUGUGGUGUUGGCCUUGGCCAUGUGAGAACAAAGAAGUUCCACUUCUCUGUGUGAUUAAACUCUUGGAAGCUAUAAUAAAAUAUAGGAUCAGUGAAUAUAGAAAUAAAUGGUCCCAUAGAGCAGGAUGCUUAUUGGC
Messenger RNA from Trichosurus vulpecula (common brushtail), 2330 nucleotides. RefSeq names its product transmembrane protein 239 (gene TMEM239). The transcript has 2 exons. The coding region runs from base 122 to 610 and encodes 162 amino acids. Lineage: Eukaryota; Metazoa; Chordata; Mammalia; Diprotodontia; Phalangeridae. The record is from RefSeq and is a predicted model, not a curated record.